UGUACGGGCCUAAAGCAGGGUUAAAAAUGGCUGGUCUUAAUGUCUCAUUUUGCUUUUUCCUAGCUAUUCUUAUUGUUUGCGAAGCUACCAGAAGGCUUUCUAAAAGGUUUCUCCCUACUAUCCUACACUCCAGCCUCAUUGCUGAGUUGGCCUGUGCAUUUCAGCUGUGUUCAUGCUGCUUUGAGCUGAGAAUGCUGGCAGAUAUUGGGCCCUGGGGUGGUGGAUUUGGAAUGGAUGUAACAAUGACUUUACUCUUCCUCCUUUUCUUGAUCCAUGGAGUUACUUUUGGUGGUGCUUCAGCCAACCCAGUUGUGUCCCUCCAGGAAUUCCUACUCCUUGAAGCAUCUUUCAGGGCUACUGUCCUGAAACUCUUAGCCCAAUUUGCUGGUACAGAACUUGCCAGAGCCAGCUCAAAAUACUUUCUGUCAUUUGAGCUGACAGAACUCCAUAUGAUUCAAAACAUGAUGGCAAUAGACUGUAGCUCUUCCAAUCAGACAUCAGUUUACCAUGGAAGCUUUGUUGAAGGUGUGUGUGCUGCCCUAUUCUGUUUUGUAAUCAUGCGUUUCCAGUACAGUCAUUUCCUGUACCGAAUUCCAGUUAUGGCCCUCACAGUUACUACUCUGGCUUAUACAGCCGGUUCAUAUACUGCAGCAUUCUUCAAUCCUGCACUGGCCUAUUCUGUCACUUUCCAUUGCUCAGGCAACACCACGCAAGAAUACAUGAUUGUUUACUGGCUUGGACCUUUUGUAGGAAUGCUGGUCGCCCUUUUCUUAUACAAUGGGAAAAUUCCCAGGCUAUUUCAGAAGAACAUGUUAUAUUCAGAGAAGGCAAAAUACAAAAUUCCAAAAGGGAAAUCAGUACAGGGAUCUGCAGACAGCAAGUCCAAGACACAGCAAAAUGUAUCAGGAAAGAAUAAUUCCACUAUGCCAGAAUCUGCCAGCACCAAGUCCGAAUCUGUAAAAAAGGCCGAAAAGUGUGAAUGAUGGAAACAUAGUUGUUAAAGGUGCUGCUUCAGAUCUGAAAUCAAAUUCUCAAGAGCUGGCCAUCGAUAGAAUGGCAAAAACCACUGUCCUUGAUUUAAGACAUGGAGAUAGAGAGAGAUAGUGUUGAGUGAAGUUUACUUUAAAUGGCUGUGGAGCUACAGCAGUCUUAUAUACGUACAUACAUAGAGUUACAUAUUAUUAUUAUUUAAUUGAAUAUACUGUAUUGUCUUCUUCUAGCUUUGAACCUGCUUUACAAUAUUUUGUAAAAUGAGGUAACUGCAAAGCUUAUUUUCAUUCAAUGUGUGUGCAUCAAGUUUCACAUCAGAACAAAUUUCAAAGGCAUUUGUGGAAUUAUCACAGGUGUCCACUGAAAGUGUGUUGCAUCACAAAAUAUGUGUUAAAUCACCUAGCAGGAGGUGAAACCAACAUAAUAUCAAUAUUAGCAAGACAUUCAAAAACAUUAUUAGGCAAGCAAUAAAUACAGUUUGUUUA
Protopterus annectens (West African lungfish) is the source of this 1475-nucleotide messenger RNA. Its product is annotated as aquaporin-12-like. The coding region runs from base 27 to 983 and encodes 318 amino acids. Gene Ontology annotation, cellular component: cytoplasm; membrane. Gene Ontology annotation, biological process: transmembrane transport. The transcript is spliced from 3 exons. The record is from RefSeq and is a predicted model, not a curated record. Gene Ontology annotation, molecular function: channel activity. NCBI's taxonomy places the organism in Eukaryota, Metazoa, Chordata, Ceratodontiformes, Protopteridae.